AUGGCCUCUGCAGUGUCGCUAGAUAAGAUGGUCUUCUACCCCGGCCCACCUCCACAGUCGACCGCCCGCAAGUCGUUCGAACAUUUCGCCGCCUCGAGAAGUCGCCCCGGCGAAGCCGUGUUCAGCAUCUCGAGCGCUUGCCACCAGCCGCCAGUGAAUCGUCCCGGCGCCGGCAUGGACACCGAAUUCCGUAUAGCAUCGAUAAUCGCACCGUCACACGGCCGGGAGCUCCAUCCGCCCCAGCUUCUAUCUAGGGCUGCAGGCGAUUCCCCUGUUGGGGAGGCCAUGCAGAUCCCUGAUGCCACGUUCUCGACGGCCAGUACCGCGUCGACUGCGGUAUCACUAGGCGAUAACCAUGUGUCGUUGGCGGAGUCUGUUGUAGCAGCAUGUUCAUCACCGCUGCAGAUCGAACGCACACCUACACGGAGCAGCGUCGCCGAGCUGCCGGGCCAUGCGGAAAAGCUCUGCUGGGAUACUACGACAUCCGCCGAACCUGGUGUCCCGUUUCGCACCGAAGACACGGAUGACCGUCCUGCAAUGUCGUCUACCAGCGGAGUGUCUGCUCGCGAACUAUCUACCGAACAGCCUUCUACCCGCUUUAUAAGCUGCCUGAGUCCACCGACGUUCCUUGAACCCGGUAGACAUUCUGAUGGAUUGUCGCCCUCGACUUCGAUCCCGCCAGCCGGUUCCGACGGCAGUGACACGGCCUGGCGCCUACAGAAGUCUUUGGCGUCCAGCACACAUUUCCAGUCAAGAUGCUUGGCUACCGCUCCAACUGAUGACAGCGAAAGCGAAAGCGAAAGCGAAGCUCCGCGGAAGCCUUACCGGAGACUUCGCACGAAAACGAGCUCGUGCCCGGCUAGCAGCAGCGCAAAUUUGCUGUCGCGUCAUAGGCAUAGCUCAAGACCUGAAGUCGUGAGUCGUCCAUCCGGACCGACAUGGGCUGUAGCCCGUAUUACAAAUAGCAGGCGUCGUGGAUCGAAGCUGUACUAUCGAGUAAGUUGGCAAGACACGUGGGAGCCUGCCGACUGUCUCCAGGGUAGCGCGGACACCGCCCUUCAAGAGUAUGAAUACGCCGCCAAGUAG
Molecule: messenger RNA, 1086 nt
Organism: Recurvomyces mirabilis
Lineage: Eukaryota; Fungi; Ascomycota; Dothideomycetes; Mycosphaerellales; Teratosphaeriaceae
Exons: 2
Coding region: 1-1086 (361 amino acids)
Source: RefSeq, a predicted model, not a curated record